Beta vulgaris subsp. vulgaris (sugar beet) is the source of this 1121-nucleotide messenger RNA. Its product is annotated as early nodulin-like protein 9. Gene Ontology annotation, molecular function: electron transfer activity. The transcript has 2 exons. Gene Ontology annotation, cellular component: plasma membrane. The coding region runs from base 275 to 922 and encodes 215 amino acids. The record is from RefSeq and is a predicted model, not a curated record. Lineage: Eukaryota; Viridiplantae; Streptophyta; Magnoliopsida; Caryophyllales; Amaranthaceae.
AUGCCUUGUUCUAAAUGCUAAGAAACCCCAAAUGAGAAUCAGAAUAUAUAAUAACAAGUAAAAGAAACAAAAGCUUCAUUACCACAGCUUGUAAAGUACACCCUUUGCAUAUAUGAUUUCCUCUACAUAAACUCAUCCACCAUUCUUAACUCUUCUCACUUCAUCAAGAGUACUAUCAUUUCUUCAUCCAAAACAACAUCCUCUCUUAAUUUCUUUCCCUAAACUGCCCUUUCGCCGGCUGGAUAACUGAAGAGGUACACUCAUUUCCAUCACCAUGGCUAAGGGUAACAUUGUCAAUGCACUGCAUGCGCUUGGUCUCGUUAGUCUUGUACUGUUCAUGCAGAGAAGUGAAGCAACUACAUUUACAGUAGGUGGUUCAAAGGGUUGGUGUGUUCCUUCUGAUAAUAGUCCUGCUUUUAAUCAAUGGGCUGAGAGAAUGCGUUUCCAAAUUGGUGAUUCAAUAUUGUUUGUGUACCCAUCAGCAAGUGAUUCAGUGCUUCAAGUAACAAAAGCAGACUAUGAUAGCUGCACCACAAGCUCACCAAUUGCCAAGUUCACAGAUGGGCAUACAGAGUUUAAGUUCAGCAAAUCAGGCCCAUACUACUUCAUCAGCAGCAACAAAGACAGCUGCAACAAGAAUGAGAAACUUCAUGUGGUGGUGAUGGCUGACAGAAGCAGCAAAAGCUCACCACCUUCUCCACCACCUUCGUCUUCGCCCGCUGCUGCUGCUUCCCCUGCCCCAAGCAGCAGUCAGAAACAGCAACAGGCACCUGUUGCAUCCCCGCCGAUGGACGAUGGCACCACCAUUGAAGCUCCCUCAGCUGAGUCUAACCCUCCUAAUAAUGGUGUUGCCUCCAUUGUCAUGAGUUUUGUGGGUUCUGUUGGUGCUUUUGUGGGUUCUGCUUUAUUCCUAGCUUUCUGAUUGGUUCUCCAUAGAUGGAGAUAUGUAUGAUGGGGGGAUUUAUUUUUUCUUUUUCGUUUGAUUUUUCUGUGAUAGUGAAUGUAUAAUGUCUUGUGAUUUUGCUUCACAAGAUUGGUGUUUUGUGAUUGUUUGCUGUGUUGGAUGAAUAAGAAAAAGGGUCACAUUUGUCUUGUGAUUCUCAAGUUGAGGGUUAAUUGUA